Thamnophis elegans (Western terrestrial garter snake) is the source of this 1995-nucleotide messenger RNA. RefSeq names its product aarF domain containing kinase 1 (gene ADCK1). Lineage: Eukaryota; Metazoa; Chordata; Lepidosauria; Squamata; Natricidae. Gene Ontology annotation, molecular function: ATP binding; protein kinase activity. Gene Ontology annotation, biological process: protein phosphorylation; lipid homeostasis; mitochondrion organization. Gene Ontology annotation, cellular component: mitochondrial inner membrane. The transcript is spliced from 10 exons. The coding region runs from base 84 to 1703 and encodes 539 amino acids. The record is from RefSeq and is a predicted model, not a curated record.
UCUACUUGGACAAAUAAAGGAAGUGCAUAGAUCUAAUUAAUGAAACACGAGGCCUAUCUGCCUUUUUGCCAUAUGUGGCAUCUAUGCUGCAGGUUCAUGUUUCCCCUGUUUUUAUUUCCAUGCAGUUUGCCAUCAUGGCCAGAAGUGUUUUAAAACUAGUGUCACUUGUCACUGGAGUAGGGGCCACUACUGGUUUAUACUUGCACAGCAACAAACAUCUGGAUCCCAAUGAUUUUGGAGUUGUUCGAAUAGGCAGAACUGUUGCCACAACAGCAGUGAUUACUUUUGACUACCUCACUUCUCUUCGAAAUUUUCCACGUGGGACAGAAGAGUAUGAAUAUGUCAAAUCACAGGUGCAUCUGCGUUCUGCAGAACGUCUCCGAGAUUUAUGCUGUGCCAACCGAGGUACCUUCAUCAAAGUAGGACAGCAUCUGGGGGCUCUUGAUUACCUCUUGCCUGAGGAAUAUACCCACACCCUCAAGAUUUUGCACAGCCAAGCUCCUCAGAGCAGCAGGCAGGAAAUCGAGCAAGUGAUCCAGGAGGACCUAGGCAAAGGGAUCAAUGAAUUGUUUGCCAGUUUUGAAGAAGUUCCAUUGGGGGCAGCAUCGUUGGCCCAAGUCCACAAGGCUGUGCUACAAGAUGGGAGGACAGUUGCUGUGAAGGUUCAACAUCCUAAGGUCCAAGCACAGAGUUCUAAGGAUAUUCUACUCAUGGAGAUCCUUGUCUUGGUUGUGAAGCAAAUAUUCCCAGACUUUGAGUUUAUGUGGUUAGUGGAUGAAGCUAAGAAGAACUUGCCUGUUGAACUUGAUUUCCUUAAUGAGGGAAAGAAUGCAGAGAAAGUAGCCUACAUGCUCAGAUGCUUUGAUUUCCUAAAGGUUCCAAAAAUUUAUUGGGAGCUUUCAACAAGACGUGUUCUUUUCAUGGAGUUCAUGGAAGGUGGACAAGUGAAUGACAAGGACUACAUGGACAGAAACUGCAUCAAUGUCAGUGAGAUCUCUCGCAACCUGGGAAAGAUUUACAGUGAAAUGAUCUUUGUGAAUGGCUUUGUGCAUUGUGAUCCACAUCCUGGCAAUGUCUUGGUGAGGAAGUGUCCAGCUACAGGCAAGUCACACAUUAUACUUCUGGACCAUGGACUCUAUCAGGUCCUGACAGACAGCUUCCGCUUGGAUUACUGCCGACUUUGGCAAGCAUUGAUCAAGGCAGAUAUAAAGCAGAUAAAAAAAUACAGCCAGGACCUGGGAGCAGGGGAUCUGUACCCCCUAUUUGCUUGCAUGCUUACUGCACGUUCCUGGGAAUCAGUCAACAAAGGCAUUGAUCGUUUGCCCGUCACAAGUAACGAGGAUGUAGAAAUCCGGACCAAUGCUGCUACUUACUUACCUCAGAUCACUAAGCUUCUCAGCAACGUUCCUCGUCAGAUGCUGCUGCUGCUGAAGACCAACGAUUUGCUAAGGGGGAUUGAAUCUGCCCUGCAGACACGGGCUAAUGCCAGCUCCUUCCUUAACAUGUCUCGCUGCUGCAUACGAGCUGUUGCUACGUAUCAAAGGAGCAAGAGUAACUCGCUGUUCAGAAAGACCCAGAUAUCCCUUUCUGAGGCCUUGAGCUUGUGGCAGAUCAACAUGUAUGAACUGUUUCUAUGGCUGAAAAUAUCCCAGCUGGGAAACUGGGUUAUUGCUUUCUUGAAGCGGAUGCACUGUUUUAAGUAGCAGAAUAAUGUGUAUUGGUAAAGCUGGCCUUGAUUUCGUCUUGCCUUUCCCAAUGGCAGCAUUCACUUCUUAUUUAUUUUUCCUAUAGCAGUGAUGGCAAACCUUUUUUGGCUCACGUUCCAUAAGUGGGGGAAAUGCAGGGGGGGUCAUGUGCAUGUGUGCCGCACCCAUAAUGAAAUAUGCAACGCCCCAGUGCGCAUAUGCACACUACAGGCUCUCCCCCCCCAUUUUUUGCAUGUUUUUUCACCCUUCCCAGGCUCCAGAGGCUUUAUAGCAGCCUGGGGAGGGCAAA